Tarenaya hassleriana is the source of this 2077-nucleotide messenger RNA. Its product is annotated as probable pectinesterase/pectinesterase inhibitor 12. Gene Ontology annotation, molecular function: pectinesterase inhibitor activity; pectinesterase activity. NCBI's taxonomy places the organism in Eukaryota, Viridiplantae, Streptophyta, Magnoliopsida, Brassicales, Cleomaceae. Gene Ontology annotation, biological process: cell wall modification. The transcript is spliced from 3 exons. The record is from RefSeq and is a predicted model, not a curated record. Bases 66 to 1721 code for a protein of 551 amino acids.
CUCUGCACCGUUUUAAAAACACAGCAAUCUCGUUCUCCAAUUCGCUUCAGCAUUCAUAUCCCUAAAUGGCCUUCUCUUCUCUCAACCUCUCCACUCUCUUCCUUUUCUAUUUCUUCUUGUUCUCACCCUUUGUUUCUUCAUCAACACGUUCUUCUUCUUCUCUAAACCCUAAUCAGAUCUCUGCAACCGCUUUCUGCAGAAACACACCAUACCCAGAAGCAUGCUUGGACUCCGUAAAACUGUCAAUCUCCAUCAACAUAAGCCCCGACAUUCUGAGUUUCCUUCUCGGAACCCUGAAAACAGCGUUGUCCGAAGCCGAGAAACUCACCGGCCUAUUCGCCGGCGCCGGGAACUCCGGCAACCUCGUCGAGGGUCAAAAGGGUUCGAUCCAGGACUGUCAGGAUCUUCAUCAGAUCACUUAUUCCUCGCUGAAGCGCUCGAUAUCACGAGUCCAAGGCGCGUCAGACUCGCGGAAACUCGCAGACGCUAGGGCUUAUCUUAGUGCGGCUCUCACCAACAAGAACACUUGCUUGGAAGGUCUGGAAUCCGCUUCUGGUCCGUUGAAGCCGAAGCUUUUGAGUUCGAUCGCUUCGACUUACAAACAUGUCAGCAACUCUCUGUCUGUUUUGCCGAAACCAAGCAAGCGAAAGAACCCUAAAAACAGAGGAAAGAACCGGCGUUUGCUGGGUUUUCCUGAGUGGGUUUCUCAGAAAAACCGCCGGCUUCUCGAAGAUUCCGGCGAAGACUACGGCGGCGGCGACGACGGUGAGUAUGAUCCGAGUCAGAUUCUGACAGUUGCUGCUGAUGGUAGUGGAAAUUUCACUACAAUAAGCGACGCCAUAAGCUUUGCUCCAGAUAUGAGCAACGAUAGAGUCCUGAUAUACGUGAAGGAAGGUGAAUAUAAUGAGAAUGUUGAGAUUCCGAUGCAGAAGACGAACAUUAUCUUGAUAGGAGAUGGAUCCGACGUCACGUUUAUCACCGGAAACCGGAGCGUCGGCGAUGGAUGGACGACUUUCCGAUCCGCCGUUCUUGCGGUUUCGGGUGAGGGAUUCUUGGCCAGGGACAUAACGAUGUCCAACACCGCGGGGCCGGAGAAGCACCAAGCCGUGGCAUUAAGGGUAAACGCUGAUUUAGCGGCGUUCUACCGUUGCGCCAUAGACGGAUUCCAAGACACUCUCUACAUCCACUCGUUCCGUCAGUUCUACCGAGAGUGCGAUAUAUUCGGGACAAUAGACUAUAUAUUCGGCAACGCAGCCGUCGUCUUCCAAGGAUGCAACAUCGUAUCGAAAAUGCCUAUGCCACAUCAAUUCACCGUUGUGACAGCACAAUCUAGGCAAACUCCGGACGAAGACACCGGGAUCUCAAUGCAAAACUGCUCGAUCCUCGCCACCGAGGAACUAUCCAACAACUCGGGUACCGUCAGGAGUUACUUGGGUCGACCGUGGAAGGAAUAUUCGAGGACUGUUCUAAUGGAAACCUACAUCGACGGGUUUGUUAACGAAAAGGGUUGGACAAAAUGGUCAGGGGACGAAGGAUUGGACACACUUUAUUACGGGGAGUACGACAAUUACGGACCUGGUUCGGACACGGACAAGAGGGUUGAUUGGAUGGGAUAUCAUGUCAUGAAUUAUGACGAUGCUUAUAACUUCACGGUGUCGGAAUUUAUUACCGGCGACGGUUGGUUAGACAGUACUUCUUUCCCUUAUGAUGAUGGUAUUUAACACAAACUAUACGCACAUAUGAUGUUCUAAAAAAUAUGUCAUUUUCUUGGUGAGUUUGGAUAUAUAUCUUGUCUGGAGAUCUUCGCAAACAUGAAUCGAAGACGAUGAAGACGAAACCACUAUGAACCGAAGACGAUUUUGCAAGAAGAAAUCACAGAAAUUGCCAAAGAAAUCACAGAGAAAAUGAAAGAAAGGGCCGGAAUUUGAAAGAAAUUACAGAAGGCGAAGAAGAAAGUGAAGUUUUUUGGGUUUAAAAAAUUGUGAUUUUAUACCUGUUCUUCCCCUCUGCGCGUUUUUUUUGUACUAUAUAUUUAAGAUUUUGACACGUGUCUACAAAAUUUUAGGGGUAACAAUAU